Messenger RNA from Molossus molossus (Pallas's mastiff bat), 5451 nucleotides. RefSeq names its product junctional cadherin 5 associated (gene JCAD). The record is from RefSeq and is a predicted model, not a curated record. Gene Ontology annotation, cellular component: adherens junction; ruffle membrane. Bases 195 to 4274 code for a protein of 1359 amino acids. The transcript has 5 exons. Lineage: Eukaryota; Metazoa; Chordata; Mammalia; Chiroptera; Molossidae. Gene Ontology annotation, biological process: positive regulation of blood vessel endothelial cell proliferation involved in sprouting angiogenesis.
GUGGGAGCGGCGGCGGCGGCGCGGGACAGCAUGAGGGAGCCACUCGGUGGUCUUACUGUGCAGACCUACCCUGAGGCAGAGGAUUUCUUGGCCUAGAAGCAAUCUUCCAGAAGCCUUCCUGACCCUUUGAGACGAGUGUGGGUCCUGCCACGACAACCAUCCCAGCAGCUGAGCUUGGAUGAGGCUGGUGCAUUAUGUACAGUGUAGAAGACCUCCUGAUUUCUCAUGGAUACAAGCUGUCAAGAGAUCUUCCAGCACCGCACGGGGGUCACUAUGAGGGGCGCCAGCCAGCGAAGGCAAGAGCGGGAGUGGGCCAUGGCCUGCUGAACGGGUGUGAGGAUGGCCCUGCUGCCUUUCCACACAGUAAGGCGCCCCUGGGGACAGGACAUGUGUGUGAUUCUGAAAAGGACCGCCAUGUGCUGAGAGCCCACGGAGAGCCCCAGAGUGCCUCUGCUGCCAGGAUGUCUGAGGAGGGGUAUUAUCACCAACCCAUGCUAGCGUGGUCCUCUCAGCACCAAAGUGGUCACAACCACGCCUACUGGAGAAGAGAGCAGGAGGUCAGUGGCUUGCUGGGUCCAAGAGACCGAGAAGACCUGGAAGUCAGAGGAGUGGCCCAGGCCCACAGUCUGCCGGUCCACACGAGAGAGGGUUCAUGGGAAGUUGGAGGAAGGACAGAGAAUGUGAUGAAGAAGAUGGUUUGGGAAGAAGAGCUGAGAUUGGCGGGUCCUGCUAAGUGGCAGCAUGUUAGCCUGGAAUGUUGGAACCAGCCAAGGAAAUUAGGAAGGCAGAUGUCUGAUGGUGAUGGGGAGAAACUGUUUCAGGAUCUGUACCCAUUUAUGCGAGGAGAACACGUGUUGAAUUCCCAAAGCAAAGGGAAAUCCCAGUCGUUGCCUAGAGUUCUCUCUCCCAAGAGCCUCAGUUGCAUGGAAAUUCCAUUAAGUGAUGGGCAUUUACCAAGUGUCCCUAAAAUGCCAUUUUACCCUCCAAAUUGUGUGCCAAAUUUGGAAUCCACCAGGAACCCCGAGAAGAGUGGCUCCUUGGUCCCUUUACCAUGGCCGAAAUUUGGGAGACCCCUCAAGCCUCCAUCCUAUGACUCCCACCAACACUCCAGGGGAGGAGUGGAAAACAGCGACUAUCUGGACAGCCAGCAGACAGACCUGAGUGUUUCCUACAUGACCAAAACUAGCGACCCCAGGCAGGAGCUCAGCCUGCCUGAGUCUGGCUUGGAACCUCCAGUGUACGUGCCUCCACCAUCGUACAGGUCCCCACCCCAGCACAGCACUAACCCCUACUGGGAGGAUGCGGCACCCAGGCAUGUGUGUGAUGGUCACCGUCAUCUGGCUGAGGAGGCUGCUGCCAGUUGUCAGCUUCCUUCUAGUUCCCUUGGGACUGGAAAUGAGUAUGGUCUGAGCCCGCUCUCUCCUCAGAAGUUCCCACAAGAGUCUCAUCCCAUCACUGCUUACGACGGCUCUGUUCAGUAUAUUCCCUUUGAUGACCCACGGAUACGACAUAUUAAACUGGCCAAACCCCAGGCUUUCUGUGAAGAAACAAAGGUGGAUGAGAAAUUGUACGACUCCAGUCCAGUUUCUGCCCUGGAACCAGCUCAUGGAAACACGCACCAUGACGGUGCUGUUUUGAACCCACAGAGCACCGUGCCCCUUUCAGGGAGUGAGAGAGGCCCUGCCCAUGCCAGCCCCCGGUGGCUGUGGGGCCAGCUCCCCAGGGAUGGAGAAAAUGGUGGCUUUCCUGACCAAAGAGACCACUGUUUUAUGAGAGGACAGUGGCCUGAUGUGAGAGGCAGCCAGCAUGGACAAGCAGAAAGCCAAGUCUCCUCCCCAAACCCACAGGGUGAGAGUACCUGUGAAACUCGAACCAAGCUCAAAAAGUUUGAAACUGGGAUUCAGACCAAGAAAAGUUCAAAGAAAAAAAUGAACGAGACGAUAUUUUGUUUGGUUUCCAUCCCAGUGAAAUCAGAAUCACAUCUGCCAGAGAUAGAUACAAACAACAAUGACUUAAAACAGAGUGCUGAUAAGAAGCAUGAGCUUGAUAAGAGCACGGCUCUGCAAGAACAAAGUCUGCUGAGCAUGUCUUCCACCGACCUGGAGCUGCAAGCUCUCACAGGAAGCAUGGCUGGGAGAACAGAGAUCCAAAAACAAGAUCUGGGGGAACCAGAAGAAGACAAACAAACAGAUGACCUCAGAUUCAUUCACCCCACGAAACACAGAGUACUGCAAUAUUCUGGCUCAUGGCCAGGGCACCAGUAUAGAGAUCAGCAAACACAAACCACUUUCAUGGAAGAAUCUAAAAGCCUGCAGCCCCGCCCUGCUGAGAAGUUGGGAGGGUCGCCUAAUGCAGUGCUGACUCCAAAACUUCUGGACCCUACUGCCUCGGAAGCUCAGAUGCAUAUGGCGUUAGCUUCCAGUCACCAACACCAGAGGCCAGAUGGUCAUCACCCAAAAGGUCAACUGUCCCUCAACCCAUCUAGCUACAGUGCUUUUUCAAGGACUCCCUUAUUCACAAAUCAGGCCCCUGUGCCAAAAGUGGGCCAGAGUCAGCCCUCCGUGGAUGACCAUGGGAGUGGAGCCAGCCCUGUGCCCAGAGGCGAGGUGGUGAAGGGGGCAACCGCAGGUCCGUGCAAUAGUCAACAGCUCUUUGGUCAGUUUCUUUUAAAACCAGUUAGCCGUCGUCCCUGGGAUUUGAUAAGUCAGUUAGAAAGUUUUAAUAAGGAGCUUCAGGAAGAGGAAGAGAGCAGUCCUAGCAGCAGCGGCAGUGAGGACAGUGAGACAGAAUGGCAGCCAGAAGGCCAUGCUGACUGCACACUCAAGAAUUUGGUCUUCAGGAAAGACAGCCAGGAAAGAGGAGCGGAGGAACUGCCGAGGAGGUUGGUGCCGGAGGAGCCUGCGUUUAGGUCAGGAAGAGUUAAGAGUAAGUCUGAGAGUUGGAGUGAGGAGCAGAAGCCUGUCACCUGCCACCAGGGUGCCCGUCCUCAGUGCCCAGGCCCCUCACAGGUGGAGAACAGCAGAGGUGGCGUGUUGCUGUCAACACCGAGAAGCUUGAUUACAGAGAGGAGAAACCAGGAGGUCGGGAAAAGGAUAAAAGAACUAGCAGUCAGCCCAGGUCUUGUGAAGAGAAUGACAUCUUCUAGGUCAAGUGGCACUGUGUCCUCAUCCGAUUCAGCUGAACUGAGGGAGCCCCAGGAAAAGCAGGAAUUCCCCAGUGUUUUAAAGUCUGUGGAGCUGAGCAAAGCAGCCCCUCUGGAGCCGAGCGGUGGGGAGGAGAGGAGCACGGUGGUCCCACUCUCUCUUACCAGCAAAGCUCUCGGACUCUCAGCACCAGACUUAAGGUCCAUGGGGCUGACCCCAGCGCAACAGUGGAGUGCCAGUAAGGUGGAUGGGUCUUCAGGUGAAGCACAUGCAAUAGAAAUCCCCCCAAAUGAGUCCCUUCAAGUGAGGGCUGCGAGGAUUCUGGGCAUUGAGGUGGCUGUGGAGUCCCUGCUGCCGGGCACCAGGAGAACGGGACAUAACCAGCCCCCUGAGCCUGAUGGCAGUGCCCGAAGGUCGGUGUCCCCUAGGGAGGAACCAGCGUCCAGUCCAGCACAGCCGGGCGACCCCACAGUGUCCACUGAUGCCUUUUAUGGCAGGAGAAAGUGUGGCUGGACCGAAAGCCCUCUGUUUGUAGGGGAAAGGGACAGUGGCUCACAGGCUCCAUGGAAUUCUGAGUGCUCAGGUGUAGAAGGGGCCGUCCCCAGCAAUGCUGCCGACCCCGAGUCUCAGCCCAUUGACCUGGAAUCCAAGCCCUUCAAUCACAAGGACAUGAGGACUAAACCACCUUUCAGGUCCACUUUGUUCCACUUUAUAGAAAGGACUCCGAGUAUGGCAGGCUCAGAAAAGAGGCUCAGAAGUACUUCCAAAGUGAUUGAAAGUUUACAAGAGAAACUGGCCUCUCCCCCUAGGAGAGCCGACCCUGACCGCUUGAUGAGGAUGAAAGAGGUGAGCUCCAUGUCUCGGAUGAGGCUCCUGAGCUCCCGGAGCGCUGACUCCAUGGAGGAUGCCGAGGAACUGAAGGCUGAGAGGGGCCCAGGAGCUCAGCCAAGAGGCCUGGUGUCUCUGACCACUGGGAACCUGGCCAGGAAGGCGAGAAAUGCAUUUUCUGUUUCCAAGGGUGCCCUCUCACUGGAAGAAAACGGGCAUCUGGCAGCAGGAAGGGAGAAGAACUUGGAUCAGGAUUUCUGGUGCCCAGAUUCGUAUGACCCCAGCAGAGUGGAGAGGGUGUGAUGAGAUGCGACUGAAGUGCAGGCUAAUUUGCCAGUUGAGUGUUCUAUGAUUUUGCCUGUCCGCCAGCUUGCCCAGGUGUCAGCCGGAAAGCGCUGGCUCUCGGUGCGCUCUGACAUCACCACUGCUCCUGGGAGACACAUCAUGCCUACAGAAUCGCUUUGUGGAAAUAAAGGAGUAGUCUGUUGAAACCAUCUGUUUGUGUAAAUGAAGAGUUAAUGCCUCUAUUUAGAAAAGUCAUAUGGACUCUCCUGCAUAAUGGAUUUAGCCAAGCUGGUAAAAUGUUUGGUUUUAAUCUGGUUCUGUGACAAUUUGAAUAUGGACAAUAGAGUGAAUUAUUUUUGCAAGGACUGUGAAUGUCAUAAAGUUCCCUUCCCACCUCCAGGGCCUGUGGUCCAUGCUCAUGUUAAGGAGUUUGGGACAUAGGCCAUUGCCCAGUGUUUCUGCACUUUGAGUUUAGGGGAAAUGUGAAUCCAUUUCUAAUCAAUUUGGCCUUCUACUGCUGGAAAUAACGUCACUUACAAGUAACUUGCUGUCAGAGACUAAAAGCAAUAUCUUUUUAAGUUUCUGAAAGAUUAAAACUUGCUAUAAUGUACUAAGAGUAUUAUUUAUCUAGUAAGGAAAUACUUUGAUCAUCCGCAUACAUGCCAUUGUCUGCUUUGGGCUCAGUAUUAUCUAUUUUUAUUUCCUGUAUGGACGUUUAGAAAUACUUUAUAUGAAAAAUAAUUGCUGGUUUAAAAUGGACCAUUUUAACAAAGUAACUAUAUUUCUUUUUACAAAAAUGCUAUUUUUCUAUGAUGUAAACAGUUGUUAGGUGGCAUAUUUUUAAGGAAGUUUAUUUUAUUUAAGAAUCUGUAUCCCUUUGUGUGAGAGGGACCCAGAGAGGGUUCAUGUUUGCUAUAAAACAUAUAUCCCUUACCUGUUCACAAUUCUGCUAUUUUAUCUUAGAAAGAGAUCUCAAUAUAGACAUUUUACAGGGUUAAUCAAAUAAACUUUUCACAAAAAAUUUUUUUUUACAAAUAUAGUUAUAAGGUUAUAUGUGAAAAUAACCCUCUCAAAACCAGCCAACAUACUUAUGACAAUUUUUACUGCCAUAUCCACUAGACUUACCAAAAAGCGUAGUUUCAUUUUUGUAUGUCUGUGGGGGUCCUCUCUGAGACCAUAUUUCCCUCCCCACCUG